AUGCAAGACCACGCUUCGAGCUUUUCGGGAGCUCCUGUGGGACGCGAUGUUCGUGCCGAAAACGCUGCCAGGACCACGCCAGGAUCAUCGUCAUCGGCCACGAGGUCGGCGACAGAACCGGUCGAGCCUGCGGUAGCACAGUCAGCGUCGACAGCCCCAGCCCUGUUGCAACAGCCUUUGGUGGUAUCGCCCCCCACCCUCCAGCGUGCGUCUGUUCUGAUUGAUCCUGACUCUUCAACCGGCCACAUCGUCGAGCCACCGAGUCAAGCGGCAUCACCGGUGCCACAGGACGAUGCUGGUUGGCCUUUGUCUUCCACGGGAGCGAGAGCGAGGCAGGAGGCUCUGCACGCUGCGGACGCCGCUGCAGCGGAGGCCGACACCAUCCGCAUUCAAGACAAAAUGGACAAGCAGAAGCGGGAACAACUUGAUAGUGUCACACGCUUGCCCCUCGGUCCUGAUCCUGAUGAAUUUGCUCGCUUCGCGUCUAGCUGCAAGGGUGUGGUCACAGAGAUCCUCAACAAAAGCGGCGUCAAGCGCAAGCAGACUAUCAAUUCCUCCACCUGGGUCACCGGAUGGCUUCCGUUGUUGCGCAAACGUGUCCGUGCUGCUGUCGUUGACGGCCAAACCACCAACCGUGCCACUCUGGAAUUUCUUGAUGCGACCGUUCUACAGGUAGAAAACCAUCUGCGCAAGGAACCGGCAGGGCCCUCGACGUACGCCUUCUUCAUCCAGAAAUUGGCGGCCGCCUGGGACACUCAAGACAAGAGCUCGGGGAUUGAUCGUCUUCGCAGUUUUGGCGUAUCCAACGGCGAGACUUAGGGAGAAUACAUUCGUCGCUAUAAGGCUCUGGCCAUGACCGUCAUGGUUUCCCAACACGCGUUCAAGCCUUCGGAUGCGCAAGUGCAGAUAGCUGUUCGAGACUCCAUGUUGAAGCAGUUUCCGGUAGUGUCUGGGCAGGUGUACAAGGAUGAGCAGCUCUCCAUGGAAGCCCCUUUUGGGCGACAUGCUUCGUGUCUGGAUGAUAUGUGGGAUGUGUUGGACAAUCGUGCGUUCGCGCACACGCCGGCGGUGCAUGGAGAUGAUUUCUUUUCGGUAUCUUCCACGAAUGCUAUGAGUUCGUCUGCUGUUCGCGUGCUGUAGCUUCUUCGGCGUUGCGUUCAACAUUGACCCCUUCGUGGAGCCAAGGUUCUUCGGCCGCCGUGAUGAGUGUUGACCCUCUACCUUAUGAU
This is a messenger RNA of Ectocarpus sp. CCAP 1310/34, 1229 nucleotides long. The record is from the annotation of a GenBank genome assembly. Lineage: Eukaryota; Phaeophyceae; Ectocarpales; Ectocarpaceae.